Molecule: messenger RNA, 1086 nt
Organism: Phymastichus coffea
Lineage: Eukaryota; Metazoa; Arthropoda; Insecta; Hymenoptera; Eulophidae
Exons: 7
Coding region: 1-1086 (361 amino acids)
Biological process (GO): sensory perception of taste
Cellular component (GO): membrane; neuronal cell body; axon
Source: RefSeq, a predicted model, not a curated record
AUGUCGGUUUCACUUCAAGAAGAAAGAUCACCAUUUUUAUUAAUUCUAUUACCAAACUGGAUUUUUGGAAUCGGUAUAAUUGAACAUCCGAUCGGGACGCAAUGGCCACGGCUAAGUUAUGUAUACUCUACAAUAAGUUUAGGUCUAUACUGGAUAGUAAUAUGGUUUGCAUAUCCUUAUCGUUUAUUCAAAUGCGUUACAAAAAUAUUGGACACAACUGUUUUAAUGAACAAGGUCGGAAUACAGGCAGAAGAUUAUAAAAUAAUCAGAAAACACCUUAAAAAAUACAUUGCUUAUUUCCUAUACCGUCCUCUUAUCAUUAUGGUGAAUGUUUGUGUUAUUUACAUUAAUUCAACAAUAAUAAGACCGCCCAUACUAUUUGCUGCUUGGCUUCUAAAAAAUAAAUUCAACAAACUCAACCAAUUAAUAAGAAGUUUAAGAAUAUGUGAGACUGAAAUACCUCAACAUAAAAGAACUCUUCAAGAAUCGAUUCACAAAGAAAAACAUCCUAAAUUACAUCUCUUAAAAAGUAUUAGAAAAGAUCACUCUCACCUAUUAAAACUGGCAAAACAAAUUCAUGGCCAGUUGGUUAAUUUAAGCAAACUGACGAACAAUAUUUAUGAAUUUCAUCUUCUUUCAUCUAUCCUUUAUCAUAUGCUACUCUUGCUGUUCAACUUAUAUACUGUUUACGAUAACGUAACAUUCUACAAUUUCGAUAACACUAAGUUAAGAAUCACAGUCGCGAAUUGCAACUUGAUCAUCGAAAGUGUGACCAAGAUUUUUUUAGUCAGUUGGAUGUGUAAUGGGAUUUCUAAAGAAUCCAUGGCUACUGGUGACUUUAUUUCUGAAUUGUAUGAUGAACCUUUUAUUAGCGAUAACACUAAAACUGAGAUACGCAAUUUCAAUAAUGAAUUGAUUCAAAAUAAAUUAAUUUUGACAAUAUAUGGCUGCUUCAAUCUUGAUUUCAGAUUAAUUCAAGAUGUGAUUAGUACAGUUGGAGUUUACCUUAUUAUCACAGUUCAAUUUGAUAGUAUUAAUUUCAUUCCAAUUGGUUUUAAUGAUUCAAAUUACGUAAAGAAUCAUUAA